GAAAACGGACUCAGAUUUCAUGCCCCCGCAAUGUUAUCCACCAUGUUCCCCCAGUGUGUUCCUCUUUCACCAGACCAGAGUCACCUGACUGAGCGCCAUGCAAAUCGCUCUGCUUCUAGAACGCCAUUGGCCGCUCGUAGCUCAUUUAACCGCUGUCAAGACGCAUCGUAUGGCUGCCGCUUUAACUAACUUCUCAACUCUGACAAGGAAAGUGGCUCAAAGGCGCAUUCUGUCAGUGGAUGUGAACAAACAACCGGAGAGGAGAUAAAGCACACACAGAACAUUUCUGAGACUCCCUCUUUCUUGGAUUAUGAAUUAAAUUGACAUUUCACUCAUUUUGAGGUAUAGGAUUGUUGAUCCCUCGUGUGUACCUGCUCUGCCUGACUCGCGCGCUGACUGAACCAGACUUUUUUUCUCUGUUGGUAGAAAGUUUGAAAACAAGGUGAAUGUAUAGCAUGAUGAUGGAGACGGACCUCCAUUCCCCUGGACCCCAAACGAACACAAAUUCGGGGCAGACGGGACCGAACAGUGGGUUCAAAGCGAAUCAGGACCGGGUGAAGCGUCCGAUGAACGCGUUCAUGGUGUGGUCCCGUGGGCAGCGGAGAAAGAUGGCCCAGGAGAACCCCAAAAUGCACAACUCCGAGAUCAGCAAGCGGCUGGGCGCGGAGUGGAAGGUGAUGACGGAAGCGGAGAAGAGACCCUUCAUCGACGAAGCGAAGCGGUUACGAGCCAUGCACAUGAAGGAGCACCCGGAUUACAAGUACAGACCAAGACGGAAGACCAAAACCCUGCUGAAAAAGGACAAAUACUCUCUGGCUGGUGGCCUGCUCUCUGGGGCUGGCAGUGGUGGAAUGGGUCUGGGUGUCGGGUUGGGUUCAUCCGGGGUCGGCCAGAGGUUAGAGAGCCCCGGGUGCCACGGGGGCUCCGCCAGCUCAGGCUACACGCACAUGAACGGCUGGGCGAACGGUGCGUACUCGGGGCAAGUGGCUGCAGCCGCUGCGGCCGCGGCGAUGAUGCAGGAGGCGCAGCUAGUUUACAGCCAGCACCCGGGCAGCGGGCACCACCACCACUCCCACCACCACCACCACCCGCACAACCCCCAGCCCAUGCACCGCUACGACAUGUCGGCGCUCCAGUACAGCCCCAUCUCGAACUCUCAGGGCUACAUGAGCGCCUCUCCGUCCGGCUACGGCGGGAUCACCUACACGCAGCACCAGAGCUCUGGCGUCUCCUCCUCGGCUGCCAUGAGCACGUUAGGGUCGCUGGUGAAGUCAGAGCCGAGCGGUGUCCAGUAUGAGGACUGUCAUGAGGGACUGUCCAUGGAUCACCAUGGAAACCUGUGAUUGACAGAGAGGCACUAGCCCCGUCUGGCUGGCUGGCAGGCCGUCAUUACGAUGAGCAGGAGGAGAUUUGCUAUACGGCGACAGGACCGUACGAAAAAUGUCAACGAUCGCAAGAGCCCCAGACUUCCUCCCACCCCCCAAGUACCUCAGCUAAUGUUACCUAAUGUUAUCUAAUGUUAUCUAAUGUUAUCUAAUGUUACCUAAUGUUAUCUAAUGUUACCUAAUG
This is a messenger RNA of Salmo salar (Atlantic salmon), 1569 nucleotides long. Lineage: Eukaryota; Metazoa; Chordata; Actinopteri; Salmoniformes; Salmonidae. The record is from RefSeq and is a predicted model, not a curated record.